Molecule: messenger RNA, 1282 nt
Organism: Momordica charantia (bitter melon)
Lineage: Eukaryota; Viridiplantae; Streptophyta; Magnoliopsida; Cucurbitales; Cucurbitaceae
Product: zinc knuckle (CCHC-type) family protein
Molecular function (GO): zinc ion binding; nucleic acid binding
Source: RefSeq, a predicted model, not a curated record
UGGCUUCUGCCUUUUCGAUCCGAUUUGUUGUAUCUUCUCUAAUCUCUUCGUCUGAACUUCACAAAUCUUCGGGCUCGAGCGGCUGUUCUCCCGCGAAUCUUCUCCUUGUUCUUCAGCUUCGUUCGUAAUCUUACAUCUUCAUCCAUCCGAGCUACGGCCGUAUCGAUCCGAAGCACACAGCCAUUCGCAUUAGGGAGGAGGCAGCAUCUGUGUGAUUUUGGUGGUGGUGGUAUUUUCACGUAUCAGUGGGGAUAAGUAUUGAAGGAUAAGUUUGGAAAUGAGUUCAGAUAGCAGGAGUCGGAGCAGGAGCAGGAGCAGGAGCCCACUGGAUCGUAAGAUCCGGUCUGAUCGUUUUGCAUAUCGUGAUGCACCGUACAGGAGAGAGUCGCGUCGGGGUUUCAGUCGAGACAAUCUUUGCAAGAACUGCAAGCGGCCUGGCCAUUUUGCACGAGAAUGCCCCAAUGUGGCAAUCUGUCACAAUUGUGGUCUCCCUGGGCAUAUUGCUUCAGAGUGCACAACGAAAUCACUAUGUUGGAAUUGUCGAGAACCAGGUCACAUGGCAAAUAGCUGUCCCAAUGAAGGCAUCUGCCACACCUGUGGUAAGGCAGGACAUCGGGCUAGGGAAUGCACCGCUCCUCCGCUGCCACCGGGGGACUUGAGGCUGUGCAAUAAUUGCUAUAAGCAGGGUCAUAUAGCAGCUGACUGUACUAACGAGAAGGCCUGCAACAAUUGCAGGAAGACAGGCCAUCUUGCUCGCGAUUGUCCAAAUGACCCAAUUUGCAACUUGUGUAAUGUAUCCGGGCAUGUGGCCAGACAGUGUCCAAAAUCCAACAUCCUCAGUGACCGGGUAGACCGGGGCAUUGGCAGUGGCGGUGGCAGUGUGCGUGGCGGCAGCGGUGGUGGUUAUCGGGACGUUGUGUGCAGGAACUGCCAGCAGCUUGGCCAUAUGAGCAGGGAUUGCAUGGGCCCCUUGAUGAUCUGCCAUAACUGCGGGGGACGCGGGCACCUAGCGUACGAAUGCCCUUCUGGUCGGUUUAUGGAGCGCUAUCCCAGGAGGUACUGAUGAUCAAAAGAGCUAAUCGUAUGUCUUUGACAUGGUUAGACCUUCGGAUUUUGCUUCGAGUUUAGACGAGUGGGUAACUAAACUCUAGAGAAUUACUCUACUUGCUUAUUGUAGUAUUUGCUCAUGUUAUUAUUGAACAUUUGUUUUGCGGUCUCAACCGAUGAAUUUUUAGUAUUAUUAUUGUUGAUCAUGGUUCUAUAUAAUAAGACUUCCUAUCAA